Molecule: messenger RNA, 300 nt
Organism: Penicillium canescens
Lineage: Eukaryota; Fungi; Ascomycota; Eurotiomycetes; Eurotiales; Aspergillaceae
Exons: 2
Coding region: 1-300 (99 amino acids)
Cellular component (GO): extracellular region
Source: RefSeq, a predicted model, not a curated record
AUGUACGCCUCCAGCAUCAUCGUCUUCGCUUUGAGCGCUUUGACUGCCACCGCCUCCCCUGUGACGCCCUCCCCUCUUGUCUCGCUGAAGGCUUACUGCCCCGGCAAGUACUUCGUCAACCCUCAGUGCUGCUCCACCAACGUCGGAGUCGCCGCUUUUGACUGCAAGAUCCCUACCGGUGCUCCCUCCAGCCUUGAGGACUUCAAGAGCACCUGCUCUGCUGAGAAGAAGGAUGCUCUGUGCUGUCUCAUUCCUCUGGGCGGUGCCGACCUUGUUUGCAAGGAGCCCCAGCAGAUCUAA